GUACAGACUAACACGUGGUCAUGUGACACUCUUACACACUGACAGCUUUGCAUGCGCCUUUAUUUCUCUGUAUCACUAUUGGUCAGUGCUGAUAGUGACUCCACUCAUUUUCUCCAAACAAGGAAGUAUUAUCUGUUUGAAAGCUUUAUGGAGUAGUGAAGCAUUAAGAAGUUUUUGAGUUACCAUGUUUUCAGAGAUACUUUUGCUGCUGUUGUUUCUUUCCGUAGACAUGACUGUGAGCCUGGGACCAAAGCAAGACAUAGAAAUUACAUUUAUAUUACCCGCUGGUUCAACCGAGUGCUUCUAUCAGCCCACGAAGAGAGGAGACACUAUGGAUUUUGAAUAUCAGGUAAUUGCUGGGUCAGGCCUGGACGUAGGCUUCUCCCUGAUCUCCCCCAGUGGACACCGACUGGUCUCUGACUUCAGGAAAUCCGACGGCCUCCACAUGGUGGACCCCACAGAGGAUGGGGACUACCGCAUGUGCUUUGACAACAGCUUCAGUAAAAUGUCCCUGAAGAUGGUUUACUUUGAAGUGGUGCUUAAUGCUCAGAGUGACACGAGACAGGAGGAGUGGGACGAGAUGGACGAGGACAAUCUGCUCGAGUACAAGCUUCAGGACAUCAGAACCAGUUUGGACACAAUCCGCAGACAUUUUGACAGGACCAGGCUGGUGCAGGCUGCUCUCCGUGCAUUUGAGGCCAGGGAUCGUUAUCUCCUGGAGGAUAACUUAUGGCGGGUGUCCUUCUGGUCCUGUCUGACAUUGCUUGUGAUGCUGGGAGUCGCCACUGCUCAAAUUUACACUCUGAAAAAACUGUUUGAUGACAAAAAGAACGUACGCGCAAAGGCUUAAGACUUUUUCUAAAGACAUUCAGCGAGUUUUGGGAUUUUAUUUUUUAUUUUUUGUACUUGAAAUUAUUAAUGCUGUAUGCCACUGUGAAAUUUUUUAUAAGGGAAAUUAUACAGUAUAGUAUUUUAGAAGUAAUUAUACACUAAUGUGGAAGUUUGUCAAUGAAUUGAACCAAUGAUUCACAAAAACUUAUAGAAGUCUAGUUGAAUCAAAAAACCUUUGCACAAUAUUGCAUAACCAUGUUGUCAUCUUAUUUAAAGGACUCAUAUUACGCUAUUUACUGAUCUAUGUUGUUGUUUCCUCAUCACAAACAUACCUGGAGUUGAGCGUGUUUCAUUCACACAUUUAGAACACGGACCUUGCAUAAUGAGUUCUUCUCUCAAACAGAAAACACUCUAUUCCUCUAUGUGAUGUCAUGUUGUAAUACAGGAAGUGCUCCAAUGUGGUUUUAAACUCAAUACACUUUAAUUAGAAUCAUUUGGAUAAUUUUAGUCCUAUAAUUGCCCAUCUCUAGUGAACAAAAGGUAAAAGGAGCGGUUAACAUGAAAAUAAUCACUAAAUGCCAUUUCAAGGUAGAAUAGAGCGUUUUGAGCUUUAAGGAUGUACACCGAUUAAUAGGCUAAUGCAGGAAUACUCAAGAGUGUGAAUGAAAUAAAUCACAACUCCAGGUAUAUUUUUAAUGAGGUAACAACAUUCUAACAUGGUUUAAAGCUCCCAAGAAACCAUUUUGUGUAAUAUUGGACCUUUAAAUACAGUGGCAAAGACAGCGCACUGCAUUAAUUAUUUAAGCAGCUAACUUCUUCUGUCUUUAUUUUACCUAGAUUUUCAUAUAAACAUUUAAACUUGUAGCAAAAGAAAAAAUG
Molecule: messenger RNA, 1710 nt
Organism: Boleophthalmus pectinirostris (great blue-spotted mudskipper)
Lineage: Eukaryota; Metazoa; Chordata; Actinopteri; Gobiiformes; Gobiidae
Gene: tmed1a
Product: transmembrane p24 trafficking protein 1a
Exons: 4
Coding region: 185-850 (221 amino acids)
Biological process (GO): endoplasmic reticulum to Golgi vesicle-mediated transport; Golgi organization; intracellular protein transport
Cellular component (GO): Golgi apparatus; COPII-coated ER to Golgi transport vesicle; endoplasmic reticulum-Golgi intermediate compartment
Source: RefSeq, a predicted model, not a curated record